AUGGCAUUAGAGUCUCUCCCUAAUCCUUCACUCAAUUUAGCUCAAAUUUGCAAACUUGAUAUCUCCAACAAUCAUCUCCAGACCAUACCAGAAUCACUUACAGCGAGACUACUCAAUUUGAUAGCAUUAGAUGUUCAUUCAAAUCAGAUCAAAGCUCUUCCAAACUCCAUUGGUUGUCUCUCAAAGCUCAAGAUUCUCAAUGUUUCCGGCAACUUUCUUGUUUCCCUCCCUAAAUCUAUCCAACAUUGCAGGUCUUUGGAAGAACUAAAUGCAAACUUCAACAAACUCAUUAGACUACCAGAUUCUAUUGGAUUUGAACUCACCAAUCUAAGGAAGCUUUCUGUCAAUUCCAACAAGCUAAUUAGCCUCCCAGUCUCCAUUACUCACCUUACCUCUCUUCGUGUCCUCGACGCUCGUCUCAACUGCCUCAUGAUUCUCCCGGAAGAUCUCGAGAAUCUCAUCAACCUUGAGAUCCUCAAUGUCAGCCAGAACUUCCAAUAUCUUUCCGCACUUCCAUCUUCCAUUGGCCUCCUCAUGAACCUCAUCGAGCUCGAUGUUAGCUACAACAAGAUCACAUCCUUGCCUGAGUCUAUUGGCUGCAUGAGAAGGUUAAGGAAGCUGAGCGUUGAAGGAAACCCGCUCGUUUCCCCACCCAUUGAGGUGAUGGAACAGAGUUUGCAAGUGGUGAGAGAGUAUCUGACUCAGAAGAUGAAUGGUGGCUCACCAAAGAGUCCGAUCAAGAAGAAGUCGUGGGGGUUCGGUAAAUUGGUGAAGUAUGGGACGUUCAAUGGUGGAUCAAGAAGCUGGAAUAGAGAGGAGAGUGAAGGGUUCAUCAUGCCUGAGUACCGUUCCAUCGACAGUCUUGCUUCCCCUAGGUAUUCUGGAAUGUUCUCUCCUCGCCGUCUCUUUUCUCCAAGAACUUAUUUCAGCAGAUAA
Arabis nemorensis is the source of this 936-nucleotide messenger RNA. Lineage: Eukaryota; Viridiplantae; Streptophyta; Magnoliopsida; Brassicales; Brassicaceae. The record is from the annotation of a GenBank genome assembly.